Messenger RNA from Rangifer tarandus platyrhynchus (Svalbard reindeer), 432 nucleotides. The record is from the annotation of a GenBank genome assembly. Lineage: Eukaryota; Metazoa; Chordata; Mammalia; Artiodactyla; Cervidae.
AUGCGGUCCGGGGGCGGGGACGAUGCGCAGAGAGCGGGUGAUGAGCAGAGCUGGCCCGGGAGGCUGCACGGCCACCCCAACCCCCCCGCCCUGGACGGGUUCAGGAGCCCGGCUAAGCUGGGACUGCCGGGGCCCCCGCCCCCGUCCGCGUCCCCGUCCCGCGCUCGGGCCGCGAUGGAUUUCGUGUCGGGCCCGGAAACGCCGCAGUCGCCCGGGGCAGACUCGCCGGCGCCACCCGAACACCUGUUUUGGCUGGGCCUGAGACGGUGGCCCCAGGUGAGACCACCCCCCGCCCCGCGCCCCAUCCUCACCGGCCCAUCCUCCCAGCUCCUUCUCCAGGUCCCGUCCACCCCGAACCGGCCUUCCGAGCAUUCCACCCCCACCCUCAAGCCACACACCCCGGCGGAAGUGUCUUCCAACAUGAGAAGGUAG